AUGAGCGAAGACAUUAUCCGAUAUGACAUCCUGGUGCAGAACGCGCUUCGCGGCGUGAUCCGCAAGGUGUUGUCGGAGGUGGAGAAAACCGGCCUGCCCGGCAACCACCAUUUCUUCAUCACCUUCGUGACGACCGCGCCCGGCGUGCGCAUUUCCAACCGCAUCCGCGAGCAAUAUCCCGAGCAGAUGACGAUCGUGCUGCAGCACCAGUUCUGGGAUCUUGAGAUCGGCGAAACCGGCUUCGGCAUCGGCCUGUCCUUCUCCGACGUGCCCGAAAAGCUCUAUGUGCCCUAUGCGGCGGUGCGCGGCUUCUACGAUCCUUCGGUCAAUUUCGAGCUGGAGUUCGACGUCGCCGACGGCGACGCGGACGCGGUCGACGAAGGGGCCGCCAAUGCCGACGAUCCGUCCGGCGCGAGCCCGAUGCCGGCCGAAUCGGAAACCGUCAAGGAAGGUCCCGCCGCCAAAGGCGAGGACGAAGACGGGACCGCCGACGUCGUCUCGCUCGACGCGUUCCGCAAGAAGAAAUAG
Messenger RNA from Effrenium voratum, 528 nucleotides. The record is from the annotation of a GenBank genome assembly. NCBI's taxonomy places the organism in Eukaryota, Dinophyceae, Suessiales, Symbiodiniaceae.